Molecule: messenger RNA, 2403 nt
Organism: Ectocarpus siliculosus
Lineage: Eukaryota; Phaeophyceae; Ectocarpales; Ectocarpaceae
Source: the annotation of a GenBank genome assembly
AUGGUUUCGACGGACCAUGAGGCACUGGUUGCCCUGUUUCGUUCGACCGGCGGGGCUGGAUGGAGGCGAAGAGACAACUGGGACACAGAUGCUGACCUCGCGACAUGGGAUGGAGUCAAAGUCAACGACCAGGGCCGAGUGGUCAAGCUUGACCUGGCCUACAACAAGCUCCAAGGGCGGAUACCAAAGGAGCUGGGGGACCUCACUGAGCUGAAGGAGGCCACGUUGUACCACAACAACCUUACGGGCCCCAUCCCGCUGGAGCUGGGAAACCUCGCAGCAGUACAGCACCUCUCUCUUCAGGACAACCAGCUCAGCGGCGAAAUCCCGGCGUCUCUAGGACAGCUCAGCGAACUGCAAAAUCUUGUUCUCUGGAAAAAUCGGCUCAGCGGAACUAUACCCGAGGCGCUGGGGAACCUCUCAGCUCUAGUGUCCCUGGGGAUCAGCGACAACAACCUGGAAGGGCCAAUACCAAAGGAGAUGGGGAACCUCACUCAGCUGAAGCAGCUCGUCUUGCACAACAACAACCUCACCGCAACUCCCACGGGCGAGUGGAAGGAGGAGAGCACGGUGUUUGCGGACGUGGAACCCGUGGAGCUAGAAGGCUCGUCCGUUCGGGUGUACGACUGCGCUGGACAGGUUGCCUACUCGGGGCUGCUGCAGAUGUUCUUGACGCCACGGUCGGUGUGCGUGCUUGUGUGCCACGCGGGGGAGUUCGGACAGCAGCUAGGUAGCGACAACAUUAACCAGGUUGAAGGAGACUGCCGCAAGCUGGAAGCAUUGCGCAUAUGCGAUUGGCUGCGGUCGAUAUCUCGUCGCGUUCCUGGCAACGACGUCAUUCUCGUCGCCACCAAGUGUGACUUGGUGAGUGGGAACGCUGAGGAAACUGGCCGAAGACUGGAGCAUGCCUGUCGGAUGUGGCUUUCGACCUGGGUUCGCAAUGGGAUGGACCCCGUCCGGCUGGAGCCCCACGUUUCCCUCACGAGUUGCUUUCCGAUAGGAGAUGGUGAGCAUGGCGAGAGCAACACUGGGAGUGAUGCGUCGAAGCAGGGUUGGGCGUGUGACUGGCGACACGUGGAAGGCGAUAAAUCCUCGCCAAGUUUGCUUUACCGGCUCGUCAACAAGCCUGAUGAAGGUGGGCUCCGAGGCGUCCAGAUGGUGCUUCCUCGCAGCUGGGAUAUCGCCCUCACUGUUCUGGAAGCUCUCGAGCAUGGACGAGAUCCGGUGGAGAUGGUAAUGCUCAAGUCCCCCGACAGUGACAGACGUCCAACGGAAACAGCAGUAGGCAAGACAGACGUGUAUCAGGCGAUCAAGGUUGAGGAACUGGGCACCAACUGGCGGGAAACAGUUGAUGAGCUUGGGAAGAGAGGGAUCGUGGUGACAAACGCCGAGAAUGCUUUGGAAGGAGCUCUCUCGAUCAGGGAGUUCGACGGGUCCCUCGUUCGCCACGAAAAAUUUGUCUUUCUGGACGUCGUCUGGCUGGCGAGAAUCCUCAAGCCCCUGCUCAACCACAAGGACCAAGAGACCUUCGACGGCCGUGUGAAUCUUGGGGACACGGGCGACACACCUAUCACACUCGACGAUCCAUCAGACAUCGCUUCGUGGGACAGGCUCAAGAAAGAGGGUGUGCUUGAACCCAGGUUGGCGGAUGCCAUGUGGCCGGAUGGUCUGUCCGAGUAUGUGCUGCCGACUCUGGUAGCCAUGGGUCUCACUUUCCAACUUGAAAACGAUCCUGCUGAAGGCCUGGUAGUUCUGUUGAGGCUAAAGCCACACCGCCCCGAGAGUGUGGGCAAAGUGAUCGAUACCUUCUGCUCGGGACUCGCCACGGCAUUCCGCGCCAGUUGGAAGAUCUUCCUGGGUGUACCGCCGGGUGCGGUCGAAAAGGUGUUGACGCGGUGCUGCGGUCUUGGUGGUGUGCAAACACUCUGGCGAUAUGGGAUGCUUGUUCAUGGCGGCCUCGGCGUCCGAGAUGAGCGCAGGACAUUUGCUGUGGUCGUGGAAUACUCGUCCAUCGACAAUGAGCUUGUUGCUCAAAUUUUCGGCGAUAUCAGCACCCCAGGGCCGUGGAUGGCGAUGUCAUACGUGAUGUCUGCCGUGAGCUUGAUGCUGGUGGAUUUUCCAGGACUGCGCUGGAAAGGCUCUCUGAAAUGUCCUCAGCAUGGUGACGGGAUGCUCUUUGCGAACAAGGUAAGCCCUCAACACGUGAUCUCUCGAAUCGCCCGGUUCUGGCAACAGUCGAUCCCGUAUGGGAUUCGCCGUGGACGAAUAGCGGUGGCUGAACUUUCUCCGGGACCAACGGCACCUGAUUGCGACAGGGCGCUCUGUGCGCUCAGUGGACGAUACACGAGAGUGGUUGUUCCCAAAGCUCCGCCGUUGAUGUCCUUCAUGUGCGUUACCGCCUGA